UUUUUGAAAUGUCAUCUUUCAGUGAAGAAAUAAGUUCUUACGAUGAAAUGGGUUCCGAUGAAGAAAUGGUUUCCAACGAAGAGAUAGAUAGUGAAGAAUUUGGUUCGGACACUGAAAUUAAGUCCAGCGAAGAAUUUAUUGGUUCUGAUGAUGAAGACAAUUACUCUGAGGACGGAUCAAGUUCACAAGAUAUUGCCAAACCUUCAACAGACAUGGAAAAAGCACAGAUAGUUAUUGCACACAAAGAAUUUUAUGACAAUUUAUUACUCCUCCGUAUAAAGCUUCAAAAAUGUCUUGCACUUGCCAAUACUCUUCCACAAGAUAUUGAUAAAAUCACUGCGGAAGACAAGGAAGUGUGUGCCUAUGACACCAUAAAAGAUUUAGAACAGUAUUUGACAAUGGUGGUAAAAUAUCAAACAGAUUUACUUGUGAAGAACCAAAAUGUUAAAAUGAUUGAUAAAGACAAAGUUAGUUCGUUAACUAAUAAACUGAAUCAUAAAGACUUUGAAAAUGUCUUACAAGCACACCAUGAAAUAUUCAAACCUUAUAGAGAUGAGACCAUACAAUUUUGGAAUGAACGAACAAAGCUCGCUUCAGGAAAAGCUGCAAAAUCAGAUUUUUCUGCUUUUGACCAACCUACAUUAUUACAAAUUGAUCAAAUAAUGGCUGAUAAGACUAGGUUAAUUGAACGUACUCAAAUCAAACGGUCCAAAUAUUGCAUUGUUGGUAAUCCAGAAUCAAUAAACAACGAUGUUGAUCAGGAAAUAUUUGACGAUGAUGAUUUCUAUCACAAAUUACUUAGGGACUAUAUUGAAAAUAAAACUGCUGAUGUGACAGAUUCAACUCAACUUGGAAAACAAUGGUUACAAUUACAAAAACUGAGGAGUAAAAUGAAACGUAAAGUUGAUACCAGAUCAACUAAAGGAAGGAAGCUCAGAUAUACUGUUCAUACAAAAUUGAUGAAUUUCAUGGCGCCAAAUGACCAAUCCCCAUGGUCAGAUGAAGCUAAACAGGAUUUAUAUAAUUCUUUAUUUGGUAAAAAAAGUACUGGUUGACACUUGAAGUAAUAAAUUCAAUGUAUUAUCAUAAA
Molecule: messenger RNA, 1090 nt
Organism: Aphis gossypii (cotton aphid)
Lineage: Eukaryota; Metazoa; Arthropoda; Insecta; Hemiptera; Aphididae
Gene: Aatf
Product: protein AATF
Exons: 5
Coding region: 9-1055 (348 amino acids)
Biological process (GO): regulation of transcription by RNA polymerase II
Cellular component (GO): nucleolus; nucleus
Source: RefSeq, a predicted model, not a curated record